Molecule: messenger RNA, 1377 nt
Organism: Clunio marinus
Lineage: Eukaryota; Metazoa; Arthropoda; Insecta; Diptera; Chironomidae
Source: the annotation of a GenBank genome assembly
AUGGAAAUCAACUUUGUUGAGCCUCAAGAAAUUGAUUUUUUCAUCCAAUCAAUUCAAGAGUUUGAAGUUUUUGAUAUCGGCAGCAAAAACUGGUUAGAAACUCAUGAAAAAAUAAUAAAACUAAAUCAGCAGGCGAUCGUUGAAGCGUCAGGAAAUCGCGAAGAAGUGGUGAAAGAAUUAUUGAUUAUUAAAAAUAAGUUGCCAAUCUUAAUUCACGAAGUUCUUUCUAUUUCCGUUUGGCGAAAACAAGUUUUGCCUAAACUUUCUACAAAUAGCAAUAUCUCGGGUAGUUUUUUCAUUUAUUCGGUCUUGUUCCACGAAUCUGUAAUAUUAUCUUUGCUGGAGUUGGUAUUGUACCACGAAAAUUCUUGUGUUGCUCUUGAAGAAACCGUCGUCGACAUGAUUGAUUACUGCGUUGAAGGAAUAAUAUAUUUGAUAGGACUUUUUCAAGACGGUCAUCACCAAAACGAGAUUGAAGAUUCUUCCAGUGAGGAAAUCGAUCAUCAAAAGAAGGGUAUCUUAUUCGAAAUAGGAAUGAAAUGCAUUAUAAUCCUGAGUUAUUUAUGUGACAAUGUCUCGAAUCUCUCCGUAAGUGUAGCGAGAAGAGUUACGCAAACACAUGACAUACCUUGCUUGCUAAGCGAGCUGUUGGCAAUUCGUCCUUGGCUGCGAAAAUGUAAAAGCUUUGAGAAGUUCAUUGAUGGAAAGUGGGUAGCAGUUGAAGGUGAAGAAAUCCUAAAGGUUGUUAAAGUCGAAGCUCAAACUUGGUUCUGCUUAAGAAGUAUAAUGUUUCAACGUGAAACUUUUGAAAACUAUGAAAUAAACUCAUUUCGGCAAAGGGAAUUAGGAAAAUGUUCAGGACUUUUAAAUGAUUUGAUAUUGGAACAAUUACCUCCAUUGGCUGAUCUUAAAAAGUUUCUUUGCACACUUCAAAUUUCUUCAUCUCACCAAAACAAUUUAGAUCGUUUAGUAUUGGAAGUUGUUCCCCAGGUGUUGAACAACAUUAUUAAGAAUGCUGAGAAAAAAGGAUGGAAUUCCAUCAUUGAUCAUCAUAAGAAAAUCUUUGUUGAAAUGGAUAAAACGAACAUUGUGGACAUAGCUAAACAAUUGAAUAAAAGUUACGACUGGGACAAGAUGAUUGACUUUGAGGAAAAUCAGGAAAAACAGAGAACUCAGACAGUUUCAAAAUUAUGUGCUGCUUGUAAAAAGGAAGCUGAAAAGAAAUGUUCUCGAUGCCAAAUCGUUUUCUACUGUUGCCGAAAUUGUCAAGUCAAAGAUUGGAACAACCAUAAAGAAAAAUGCUACCAAUAUGUUGUGUAAAUUAUCAUACUUCCACUUUAUUUAUGUUAUUCACAUACAUGUUUUGCACAUAAAAUU